CGUCAGGAUUGCUUUUCAAUCUUCCCAUCUUGAGCCAACUCGGCUUCGUGCUUCCACAAUAUAUCCUCCUGGAAGGCAUAUCAGUCUCUUGGUCUGAUAGAGUAUAUAAGCUUCGUGAGCUCGGAAACCACCUCACGCAGUCACCGCCAAUGAUACUUCUGGUCUCAGGUUCUGAUGACGAAGACCAAAAUGUCACCUUCGGUCUCUUCAAUCCAAAAGGGUAUUCCGAUGAAGAGCAAACAGCAUGUGCGUUCCAACUGGAACCAGUACACCGAAUUUUCCGCGUUUCUCCCGGAAAUCCAGGAAAUUGCUUUAUACAGCUUGAGUCAGAAGGUGAAUGGCCAACCCUGAAUGGCAGAUUGACAGCUAAGGAGCAAGAUAUGGAACUUAUGGUAGAUAUUACGAAUUUUGGGUCUUUUUAUGUGCGUGGACAAGAUGGUUCUGCUGCUGUCACUGAGAUCUUUUACGCCGAUGUUGUGGAGCUGCUUUGUUGUGAUCAGGAGAGGGUUAUGGUGGAAAUUUUUGAUUAUUGAUAUAUAGGCUUAGGUUGACUGUGUCAUAAUCUCGUUAUUCUCAUCAUCUUCAC
Molecule: messenger RNA, 586 nt
Organism: Aspergillus glaucus CBS 516.65
Lineage: Eukaryota; Fungi; Ascomycota; Eurotiomycetes; Eurotiales; Aspergillaceae
Exons: 1
Coding region: 150-533 (127 amino acids)
Source: RefSeq, a predicted model, not a curated record